Messenger RNA from Polychytrium aggregatum, 859 nucleotides. RefSeq names its product ETC complex I subunit conserved region-domain-containing protein. The record is from RefSeq and is a predicted model, not a curated record. Bases 96 to 590 code for a protein of 164 amino acids. Gene Ontology annotation, biological process: electron transport chain. The transcript is spliced from 4 exons. NCBI's taxonomy places the organism in Eukaryota, Fungi, Chytridiomycota, Chytridiomycetes, Polychytriales.
GGCUGAUGCUCACGCAUUUGCCCCUCAUCUGCCGAGCGCAUCCGCCUUGAUAUCCCUGCGUCUGCCGCCUGCCUCCCCCCCCGCUCCCAUCAGCCAUGUCCGCCAUGCUCUACAAGCGAGUCGCUGCUGUCGCCGCCCCCUCGGUGAGCCGCUCGCUGCUGGCCCGCUCCAUGAGUGGCAACACCAAGGUCAUUCCGUCGGCUGAAUCCACCACCGGCAGCGAAAUCUUCGAGGUCGAUGCGCUGAAUGGAUGCCCUCCCGAAAUCAGCCGUCGCUCUGUCCGCAUCUAUGCUCCCGCCAAGACCGCCAUGCAGUCCGGAACCAACAAGACCAACAACUGGAGAAUCGACUUUGAUACCUUGGACCGAUGGGAGAAUCCGCUGAUGGGCUGGCAGAGCAGCGCCGAUCCCUGCCAGGGCCUGGCUACGCUGAACAACUUCCGCUCCAAGGAGGACGCCAUCCGAUUUGCCGAGCGACACGGCUACGACUACUGGAUCGAUGAGCCCAAGCAGGCCCACUUCCGCAUCAAGUCUUAUGCCGAAAACUACAAGUAUGUCCCCGGCAAGCUCCGCAUCGCCAAGACAAAAUAAGCUUAUUGCCCAGUGCCACAUCGCCAACAGUGAAGUCCAGAAGCCUGGUCAUUGAGACAAUACACUCAUCCGAUACUCCCGUCGUCACAACAUGCGCUGCCUUGUGCCGCUACACAGUUGUAUCUCAUGGCUGCAACUCUGUCCUACUGCGACGAUUCGGUGGUAUCACGUCCUGAGCCGAGAACGAUUUGUGGCUUGAUGGAAACCACAGUAGCUCCGCAGCGAGGACACGGAUAGGACGAGUCCGAGAGGAUACUGGAUCUAGCACG